This is a messenger RNA of Klebsormidium nitens, 1362 nucleotides long. Lineage: Eukaryota; Viridiplantae; Streptophyta; Klebsormidiophyceae; Klebsormidiales; Klebsormidiaceae. The record is from the annotation of a GenBank genome assembly.
ACUGGCAUGGUGGUGGUGGUGGCUUUGUGUGCGUAGCUCUGCGCCGCAUCAAGCGUGAUCAGAGGCGCUUUGGCGCCAAGCAACAUCAGCAUGUACAGAAGGCAGCGUGGAUUGCCCAUCAGCACGGUGGUGAUGGCAGCAGGGCUGGGCAUCUUGUCCGGGACCUACAUUUUCAAACCCGCGGUGGAUCAAUACUACGUGGAGCAGAAGCAAGGCGAGAAGCCGAUACAGAGUGCGCCUGACGCAGUAGAAGCAGCACCCAAGACGCAGCAAGCAGACCAGAAGAGUUGAAGAUGAGCAGAAAGCAAUAGCUUGAGGUCAUACUUUGUACUCCAACCAGUGGGCGGGCACCUACAAAAUUCGAGGGCUAUCAUAGCGUAAGGAGGGGCAUUUUGAUUUUCCGACCAUGUGGGGCGGCAGGGGCAAGGAAGCAGAGAACGGGGAGAGUAUGCCAAAGUUGGGGAAAACAGAUGAACCUUUGCAAGCAGCAGACGGGGAUCGAUCAGAAGGAGCCGCUAUGGAUUCCAGCGAAGAUGAGGGAGAAACAGGCGCGUCUGAGGCCGCAUAUUACGAUCCCGAGGCUGACGACCAUGAUGAAAACUGGGCGACCGCCCAGCGGACGGGCCGCGUUUCGGACGCGGUGCUGAGCUGUCCGGCGUGCUUUGCCACGCUGUGCAUCGACUGCCAGCAGCACGAGCUGUACUCGAACCAGUUCCGGGCCAUGUUCGUGACCAACUGUAAGGUGAAAGAAGGGGAGGUCCUGCGGGCGCCGCCGCAAGCGGGGAAGCGCAGGCGGGGGCGCAGGCGGGGGCAAGAGGAUGGAAGCGUUCCAAGCCCUGGUGCACAAGCCACGGAGGUUUUCUCCCCAGUAGAGUGUGCUGACUGUGGAACGGAGGUAGCCGUUUUGGACAGUGAUGAAGUUUACCAUUUCUUCAAUGUUUUGCCAACGAUGGCUUGAAUAUAACCAGGGCGGGCACAUCAUCAGCUUGACUUGGUGGCAGUAGCUUCACACUGUAGAGACCAUUCAAUCAUGCGCGAGUAGUGACUAGGAAGCUGGGAGUCAGAUCCGAUCUUCGACGAUCGAUUGCAUGUAUUUAAAGUGGACUCCGGGGACCCUCGUGCUGGUUUACUAAAAACCAAAGGCAGAUCAUGGACGGUUUGAGUUGAGGAGACGGUGAAGUAAACGGGUGGUCUACUGCAUGCAUCAGUAUUCGCUUGCAUUUCUGUGUAGCAUGAUCAAGCUAUCUAAGUCGCUUCUGAGCUGAGCCUAGCUAGAAGUAUCUGAUUACUAGCAAUCUUAGCAAUGCAUACAUCGAACGACCUUUCAUCGGCCCCCAUUAGACUUCGCAGUGCAUAAAUCAC